Vigna umbellata (rice bean) is the source of this 2870-nucleotide messenger RNA. Lineage: Eukaryota; Viridiplantae; Streptophyta; Magnoliopsida; Fabales; Fabaceae. The record is from RefSeq and is a predicted model, not a curated record.
UUCAGCUUUGCCGACGUGUUUCCUUGCUUUUCUCACAUGGUAUUUGAAAAACAAAGAAAUUAUCUUCAGCAUUGGUUGACUUUGAAAACUCAUGAGAAGUUGAACUCAGCUACUUCCCUGACAAAAACCAAUUGCAUUGGUUGAGUUGAGAAGGAGGAGGGUUGAUUUCUCUAUCAGUCAUUAUGGCGAAUCACGGUGAUUUCACGUAUGAUGUUUUUAUGAGUUUCAAGGGCGAAAACGGGACUCGCUACUCAUUCACCGAUCAUCUCUACCGAGCUUUGCUCCGUCACGGAAUCAACGCCUUCAGAGACGAACAGAGUCUCCGAAGCGGGGACGAAAUCCGUCCUUCUCUGUUUCAGGCAAUCGAAGCUUCCAGAAUCUCUUUGGUCGUGCUCUGUCAAAACUAUGCAUCUUCCUCUUGGUGCCUUGACGAACUGGCCAAGAUCCUUCACUGUUACGAAAACAAAGGAAAGCAUGUCGUUGCAAUUUUUUAUUUGGUGGAACCUUCCGAUGUACGGUACCAGAAAAACAGUUACGCAACUGCCAUGAGUAAACAUGAAAACAGAUAUGGAAAAGACUCGAAGAAGGUUAAAGCAUGGCGAUCAGCUUUGUCCAGAGUUUGCGACCUAACCGGAAUACACUACAGGAACCAUAUGUAUGAAACUGAGGUUAUUGAGAAGAUUGUGAAAGACACCUCAGCUAAACUGCCUCCCAUGCCUUUACAAAUCAAGCACCUAGUUGGACUUGAUUCUCGUUUCGAACGGGUGAAAUCUCUAAUAGAUGUUGAAUCAAAUGAUGAAGUUUGUAUACUGGGGAUCUAUGGGGUUGGCGGAAUUGGCAAAACCACAUUUGCUGUGGAUCUGUAUAACAAGAUCAGGCAUCAUUUUGAAGCUGCAAGUUUUCUGGCUAAUGUCAGAGAAAAAACAAAUAAAAGCAUUAAGGGCCUGGAAGAUCUCCAAAGGACACUUUUGUCUGAGAUGGGUGAAGAGACAGAAACCAUUAUUGGCAGUACAUUUAAAGGAAGUUCUGAAAUAAAGUGCAGGCUUGGACAUAAAAGAGUUCUUCUGAUUGUGGAUGAUGUUGAUUCUGUAAAACAAUUGGAAGCAUUAGCUGGAGGAUAUGAUUGGUUUGGUCCUGGUAGCAGGAUCAUUAUAACAACAAGAGAUAAAGAUGUUCUACAUAAGCAUGAUGUUGAAAUUAAAGGAUAUAAAAUGGAGGAGCUAAAUUAUCAGGAAUCCCUUGAGCUCUUUUGUUGGUAUGCCUUUAAUAGGAGCAGAGCUGCAGAAAACUUUGCUAACAUCUCUACUAGUGCAGUAAGAUAUGCAAAGGGUAUUCCGUUGGCAUUAAGAGUAAUAGGCUCCAAUUUGAAGGGUAGAGGUCCUGAAGAAUGCGAGACUGAAUUACAGAAAUAUAGAAAGGUUCCAGAUUCAGAGAUUCAAGGUGUACUGGAAAUAAGCUACACAAGCCUAUCCAACUUGGACCAGAAAAUUUUCCUGGACAUUGCAUGUUUCUUCAAAGGGGAAAGGUGGGAUUAUGUCAAAAGGAUACUAGAUGCUUGUGAUUUCAACCCGGAUAUAAAAGUAUUUGUUAGUAAAUGUCUCAUAACUGUUGAUGAAAACGGUUGCUUGGAAAUGCAUGAUCUAAUACAAGAUAUGGGUAGAGAGAUUGUUCGGAAGGAAUCCCCAUCAAACCCUGGUUACCGCAGCAGAUUAUGGUGUCAUAAAGAUGUUCAUGAAGUACUUAAAGAAAACUCAGGAAGUGAUACAGUUGAAGGAAUAAUGCUUUAUCCCCCAAAACAAGAAAAAAUAGAUUAUUGGACUAUGACAGCCUUCAAGAAGAUGAAGAACCUCAGAAUUUUGAUUGUUCGCAAUGCAAUAUUUUCGUCUGGUCCUAGUUAUCUGCCAAAUAGUUUACGGCUAAUCGAUUGGAAGGGGUACCCAUCAAAGUCUUUUCCGCCAGAUUUUUAUCCCCACAGAAUUGUUGACUUCAAGUUACCUCAUAGUUCUCUGAUAUUUAAAAAGCCAUUUCAGAGAUUUGAGGAUCUGACAUUCAUCAAUCUUUCCCAUUGUCAAUUCAUAACUCAAAUUCCUGACCUGUCUGGAGCUAAAAGCUUGAAGGUAUUUACACUUGAUAAAUGCUAUAGACUGACAAGGUUCGAUAAAUCCAUUGGGUUUAUGCCUAACCUUGUGUACUUAAGUGCUUCAGAGUGCACUCUGCUCACAAGUUUUGUGCCAACGAUGUAUUUGCCCUCUCUCGAAGUGCUUUCAUUUAACUUUUGCAGAAGACUUGAACACUUCCCUCAUGUAAUGCAAAAAAUGGAUAAGCCAUUAAAGAUAUACAUGAUGAGUACUGCCAUUAAAAAGAUUCCGGAAUCCAUUGGUAACCUUACUGGACUUGAGCAUAUAGACAUGUCAGUUUGCAAAGAGCUUAAAAAUCUGCCAAGUAGCUUCUUUUUGCUCCCAAAACUUGUCACUUUAAAAGUUGAUGAAUGCUCUCAACUUGGAGAAUCAUUUCAAAGGUUCCAAAAGAGCCGCCAUUCCGUGGUAAAUGGCAGUUCAAAUUUAGUGACACUUCAUUUUUGUGAGACUAAUCCAUCAUAUGAAGAUCUUUGUGCCAUUCUUGAAACUUUUCCAAAAUUAGAAGACUUAAAUGUAUCACACAACGGAUUUGUAGCCCUACCAAACAUCAUCGGAGGAUCUUCUCACUUGAAAAGUUUGGAUGUUAGUUUCUGCAGGAAUCUUAAGGAAAUUCCAGAACUUCCCUUAAGUAUUCAGAAAGUAGAUGCAAGAUACUGUCAGUCCUUGACUUCAGAGGCAUCAAGCAUGCUAUGGUCUAAGGUUUAAUUACAUUCACCGUACCAUUAUUCUUAU